AUGAGCGAUGAAAUCGCGCAGAUCAAACAAAGAUAUUCCCAACUGAAGCUUUGCAAAUUGGCCAGAGAUUUUCUCCAUGAGAUCGUCCUAAUCAUGCAUCAAGUCGCUUCGUAUCAUCGAAGAUUUCGAGAGGACAUCAUCAAAAGCGAUCGAAAAGGAUACACUGACGUAGCGUUCAAAAAUCUCAAAACUUUGCACCAACACAUGCGCCAACAUUUCCACAAACUUUCCCUCGUCUACUCUGCCAUCGACGAAGAAAACGCAGCCGCCCUUCAUAACGACCUGAAAUCUUCAAUAUCCUUUCUUCCCAAACAACCUCAAGAGCCAGCGCUAGAAUCAGAGCUCGAGAAAAAGCUGAGAUCAGAGCGCGACGAGCUCCUAAAAGUCCGAGACCAGAAAAACGCCCAAAUGCACGAUGCAAUCAAACUGAUGCGCUUGCUCAUGGGCGACUUGAAUGAACCAGACCUGUCGCCGCAAAAUACUCAAAAUCCAAAGCUUUGA
Oikopleura dioica is the source of this 501-nucleotide messenger RNA. Lineage: Eukaryota; Metazoa; Chordata; Appendicularia; Copelata; Oikopleuridae. The record is from the annotation of a GenBank genome assembly.